AUGCCGAUCUGGCAUGCCUUCGAGCGUGCACUUGUAAAUCGUUAUCGCGUUUCUUCUCACGCAGUUGUCAUUGGCACAUUAUCGGUAUCAGUGCCGUUGCAUAUGUUUCGGCUUUGGGCAUAUUUCUGCAUGAUGGCUCAGAUACCGCUCAGCAUACUGACUGAAAAAGUGCUGGAGGGUGGGCGACCAGGGAAUAUCGUUAUGUGGCUAUCACUAAUCCUAGGCCAACCGCUGGCUAUCUUAAUGUAUGUGCACGAUUGGUAUGUUACGCAUUAUCCACAUGCGCCACACUACGGCAGUGCUGCCGAAAAUUCUACCAUGCCAUAG
Gongylonema pulchrum is the source of this 327-nucleotide messenger RNA. NCBI's taxonomy places the organism in Eukaryota, Metazoa, Nematoda, Chromadorea, Rhabditida, Gongylonematidae. The record is from the annotation of a GenBank genome assembly.